Molecule: messenger RNA, 1787 nt
Organism: Annulohypoxylon truncatum
Lineage: Eukaryota; Fungi; Ascomycota; Sordariomycetes; Xylariales; Hypoxylaceae
Exons: 5
Coding region: 680-1723 (347 amino acids)
Biological process (GO): response to endoplasmic reticulum stress; protein folding
Cellular component (GO): endoplasmic reticulum
Molecular function (GO): protein disulfide isomerase activity
Source: RefSeq, a predicted model, not a curated record
CUGAGUGCGAGAAUGUGUCUUUGCUGUUUAAUGUUGUUAAUAUGAAGGUCUUGGUAAAUAUAAAGAUAAAUUAAACCCACGUUACUUCUCGUAAGUGUUCCAUCUCUUCAGCUGUGACGAAGUUCUCUAGGUAUAUGACCAAAGGCGAUUUAGAUACUAUAUGGCUCUGAUAAGCAGGGUGUUUGCAAGAUUCGCUCGACGUUAACGGUUUCUGCGCGCCAUCGUGACUGUGCGCGUUGGCCGACCCGGCGGCGAGCCCUAACAGCAAUAUUGAUUUCAAAGAGUUCAUUAUGGAUUUAGUCUCUGACUGAAUAUGAGAAGUGAAAACUGUAAGUUCAUUCUCAUCUCCGGCACGACUGUAGAAAAGUUAACACCCUCCAUGGCCACCAAUGAAAUCCUACGCCAUGAUAAGGAGAGAACAUGCACGGUUGAAACACCAAUUGUUUGCGUAGAAAUGAGCUCCCCUGUUUAGCGUCGCAGCAGCCCGUUGAUCAAGCUCAUUAGUGGAGAGCUCUAGCGCAGAUCCAGGGUUACGGGGUCGUGCAUCGUCAGAUCUAACCCCUGACCUGCCUGAUCUGCAGGUAGCUCAGCUACGUAGAUGGCUUGUAUUUGACCCCGCGAGUUCCCGUUCGGUUGGGUUCGAGAGAAUUGAUGAUGAAAUUAAUCAAUUCAAGUCAUAAUGAAGGUCGGAAGCAAAGAUCUCUUAUUGUCACUGCUAAAAGGCACAGCAGUAGCCUGGAAACAUAUCGAUGAAGACGAAUUCCGUCGGGCCAUAGGAGGUCAUAAUCAUGCCUUAGUUGCGUUUAUAGAACCUUCAACUGCGGCAAGUCAAGCUCUGGAGCCAGAAUGGACAUCGGCGAUAGAAUCAGAGACGAAGGGCUUAAUGAGCAUAGACUGUGCCUCCACGAAAAGCUUAUGCCAGGAAUUUGGCAUCAUCUCAUAUCCCGCACUGCGUUUCUUCGACGGCCAUGGAAAAAUGACUUCGUAUAGAGGUCCUAGAAGGGCGUCUUCUAUCCUCUCAUACCUAAAGCGAGCGGUUCGUCCCUCCGUCACGGCACUAAAAUCAGAGUCAAAAAUCAGCAAAUUCCAAUCCGGUGACGACUAUGCGGUAAUCGCGCGGAUCAACGCUCAAGACCCUCACAUCAAAAUAUUGUACGAAAAAGUCGCCUCCCAGUACAAGGACCGAUUAUCCUUUGGGUCAGUGGAGACGACGGGUGCGACGACAGUGUCAUGCAACAACAACCGCGAUGGCCAGCAGUUCACUAUCUCAGAUCUAACAAGCAUCAACGCUCUACCUAAGCUCGUCGAAAGUUGUCUCGAACCUGUGAUUGGGGAGUUUACGCGGGCGAAUGAGAUGAAGUACCUGCAAACUGGUAAAUCAAUUGUCUUCUACUUCGUCACGUCGUCCCAAGAGCGGGAUUCCUACGUAUCCGCGAUGCGGUCCGUAGCUAAGAUGUACAAGGAGUACCUAAGCUUCGUGACAGUCGACGCCGGUGAGUACGGCGACCUCGCAGCACCGCUGGGCUUGGUGCCCGGCGCCUUUCCCGCGUUGUCGGUGCAGAACCCGAUGUUCGGCCAAGUAUUCCCGUAUCCGCGAGCGAAGCAGAUCACUCCCGAGGCUGUGGGCGGCUUCUUGAUGGAUAUUGUACAGGGUAAAGUGCAACCAUGGGACGGGACGUUUGCCACGGACGCAGCUGGUGAGCAUGCGCAUGAUGAACUGUGAGAUAUAAGAAUUCGGGCAGGGCAUUGGAUCAAGCAAUGAAUGUGUAAGCAUAGUUUCAUGACAA